GUCGAGAUGGGCGGCCAGUGGUACUCUCGGCGAUCUGCGGCAGGGCCUCCGUCCGCUGGCGAGCCGCACCGCGCGUCUGAACCUCGCCGCCGGAGUUCGGUGGUGAAGAAGAUCGAGGCCUCCGAGAUCUGCGCCGCGGGGGGGCGCGUGUCCACGCUGCUGGAGCGCCUGCGCGCCCUGGAGCGGCAGAACGCCACGCUCCGGGAGGAGAUGGAGGCGGCGCUCGCCUCUGGCUGCCGGAGCCUGCGGGAGCCGCGCGAGCGGCGGCUGCGUUCCGAGCGGCGUGUGCAGCAGCUGCGGCUCGACGUGGAGGCCCGCUCGGGCGCGGUUGCGCUGCUGAGGGAGCGGCUGAGCACGGCGGACCAGCAGAAUCGCGGCCGGGCGGCCGGCCACGACGGGACCGAGCUGCGCCCGACUACGGCAGGGCGCAGCGGCGCGGGCGCAGGCUGCGGCGGCCGUGGUGGAGGCCGCCGAGGAGCUGGACACCGGGUGGCUGCAGCUGAAGUGCAGGCAGAUGCGGAUGCUCCAUGA
This is a messenger RNA of Prorocentrum cordatum, 531 nucleotides long. The record is from the annotation of a GenBank genome assembly. NCBI's taxonomy places the organism in Eukaryota, Dinophyceae, Prorocentrales, Prorocentraceae.